Peniophora sp. CBMAI 1063 is the source of this 909-nucleotide messenger RNA. The record is from the annotation of a GenBank genome assembly. Lineage: Eukaryota; Fungi; Basidiomycota; Agaricomycetes; Russulales; Peniophoraceae.
AUGUCUGGAACCGAUGCCAAGUUCACCUUCCCUAUGGAAGAAGUCGAUAUCUUCAGCCCUGUACACGACGUGUACCCAUUGAUCGACCCAGCGUCUCAUUUCGAGUCGAAGACCUUCAAGGACAAAGUGGUCAUCAUCACCGGUGGCUCUCUUGGUAUUGGCGCAACUGCAGCUCUCUUCUAUGCUCGCUCGGGAGCCAAUGUCCUUGUCGUCGCUCGUCGCCUCGAUAACCUCGAGAAGACCAAGCAGGGCAUCGAGAAAGAGGUUCCAAACGCCAAGGUCUUGAUCCUUUCAGGGGACAUUGUUGAUCCUGAGGUUGGGAAGCACGCCGUGAAGACCGCUGUCGAUGCCUGGGGCAAGGUUGACAUCGUUUUGGCGAACCAGUUCACCAAUAUGACGCCUGUUGGGAAACUGGGGGAGAACGACCCGGUAGCUUGGUGGGUCACGCAAGAGGUCAACGUGCGAGGUACUGUCAACAUCGUCCACGCAGCCAUCCCCGAGCUUCUCAAGACGAAGGGCCAGAUCAUCGCGACCACCUCUGUAGCAGCGCAUGCACGGUCGCCCAUCUCGAUGGACUACAGCAUCAGCAAGCACACGCUUGAUCGCUUUGUAGAGAUCCUAGCCCUGGACUAUCCAGAGCUCACAAUCUACGCCGUACAUCCCGGCGGAAUCAAGACACCUGGCUCUGACAGAGCAUUGGGAGAUAUGGGUCUCAUAGGAGUCGUUCCGUUGCCCGACACGCUUGAGCUUCCCGCAGCAACAUUCCUAUGGCUCACCGCCCGCAACGCCGAGUUCCUCAGCGGCCGGUACAUCCAAGCCACUUGGGACCUUAACGAGGUUCUGGCGAAGAAGGACGAGAUUGUACGCGAUAACCUGUUAGUCACGAAGCUCGCUGGGCCCGCUAAGUAG